GGGAUUCUCUUAUUAAACAUUUAACAAGAUUCAAUAUACUCAUUGUUGUACAACAGUUCAUAAUAAUUUGUUAGUGGGCCGAAGCCAAUCAUUGAAAAUCAGUCACAGCUAUUAGGCGGGCUUUUUCUAUUCAAAUUCGUCGCGAUUGUAUUCUUAUUCCUGUUGCUGGUCGGCGAUAAAAAGUGAAUAAUGAGAUGGUAAUCGCUUGGUGGAUGACUUCACGGGCCGGCUUACAGAAAUCAUAAUGCAUUUGAGCCAAGUUUACAUGUCGCCAGCUCUGAGGCCGUCAUUUCCAGCGGAUUGGCAAACCGAACGUGAUCGCCGACAUCGAAGAAACAUGGGAAAUUACUAAAAAUAGAGCAGUGUUUGGUUUUUUUCGGAUUAUGAUUUUGUCUGGAUGUCAGACCCCGCGGCAGCUGCUGCCCAGAUAUUGGCCACCUGGUCGCCUUUCGAGGGGAUCUUACGAAACCGAAUCAAACUUGAUAGACUACUGAUACAGGAUACAUGUAGAAGCUACUGGUAACUGAAGUAGGACUUGGUCAAGUUUGGCGUCCAACGGCUUCAGAGCCGGGCUCACGGACCUAUUAGGAGCAAUUAUACAACGAAUCCAGAUCGAAUCGGCGCCUGGGGCGUUUGGUCAAGGAAAAAGCAAAUUGCAGCAACUACUGGUUCAUUAAUAAAGGAAUUUGUUUGUUUUGCAACCGACUGCGAAAAUCCGUCACUUUUACGAGCCUGCCGUGAUCACAUUCUAUUUAGAGACAGGCCGAGAUCGAAAUUAAAAUCAUAAACUCUGGGAGUAAUAAAAGAACUAAAGUCCAAAUCAAAACGCUGCUUGAAAACACUAUUAGCUAUUUUUUAUAUUUUUCAUAAGUUGUAUGUCUGCGAGUUGCCAAGCAGCGAAACGAAGUCAAACGAUUUGGCAAGGGUAUUAUUUAUUGCACAAACAUAUGUGUUAAUAAAAAACACACACACCGACAAGGCGAGCCAGUGGUUCGGGUUUCGACUUAAAUGUCUUUGGAAUCACCGCGAUUAUUUCGGAUACUGGCACUCACUUAUUGCCGCAGAUCGUAACUCUCGGCUCUCGGCGGGAGUACAGAUUGCGCGGCAAUGUCAAGUACUGAUGGCUCAUUAGCGGCCGAAUGGCGCUGCCGUUUCCGCUUCCGGCUUACUCCGCCGCAGAUCCGAGCCACAAGUCAUCGCCGGGAUGACGACAAUUAAAACGGCUUCAAUGGCGGCCGAAAUGUGGCGAGGUGAGAACCCCUACUCGCCGAUUGAAGCAUUGGCAGGCAGCUUCCGAAUGGACUUCAAGCCGAAGCCCGUCUCCCCAGCUCAGGGCCUGGCUUAUUUUAUGCCCCGACAAGUGCCCUAUCAGAAGCAAAUCAUCGCCCCAUGAAUGCCAAGAAGUGUAUCAGAUAAAGGGGCAUUUGGGGCGUUUAAUAGUUUCAUAAUUGCGUAGCACAUGAGCUUGGAUAAGUGGGCAUGCACUGAGAAAAACCCCCUUGGGCUUCUUCCAAGGCAACCCUCACGCGUAAUCGCAGUCUUGCAAAUAGUGAAAUUGCUGGGCUUUCUCGGGAUUGUUUAAUAAUUUAUAUUUUAAUUGGCGAGAGCUCUUAAAUUAAGAGUCUUAACUCAUUUCUCUGCUGUGUGCUUUGGCGGGCCCGAGCGCGGCCCAAAGUUUAGGGCACGCUUCAACAGUUGGAAUUGCGCUCAAACGCUUAUGUCAUACCGCCAGCAGCCCGCCCGCCCCACCGAACUUGCGCACUUGAAAGGUUAAACGAGCGUGACAAGCCGCCGACUUGGACUACCAGAGUGCCUGAGCGCCUGGGUAUCCGAGCAUCCGAGCUUGUGGCUGCCUGACUCACCCCCCGAUCUCCAUCUGGGCUGCCAUUCACGUAAUCUCCCCGGGUUAGUGCCCCUGAAGAUCACCGCGUUGCGUUUCCAUUUGUCUAAUGGCCAAAUGGCAAGUAACAGUCGCUUUUGAUACCCUCCUGGCGUUUAUGUAAGCCGAAACCCUCCGAAACCCUCUGCGUUUAUGUAAGCUAGAGCUUUAUUAAUUAUGAUACCUGAGAAGCCCGUCUUGAUGAUCGAGAAUCCGGCCGGGCGACGGCCUCUGGAUAUUCUAGUUCGGGGGCUACAGCUUUUUUUUUUUAUUAGCCAGGCAAAGGUCGUCCCAUUACGAGUGGUUCGUACUUAUCAGAGCAAGACCCGUCCUAAUGACAAACGACAAUUACCGGGCAUUAUCGUACAUUUUAUUUGACGGAAUUAAGUAAUUGAGUUGCCCAGAAGUAGUCCCAGGGCCCGACGGGCCAAGACUUACUCGAAUUGAUUUAUCUUAAUGCGAAUUGCAACAUUAUAUGGUAGCAGCGUUUUCCUAACGAGGUUCGCCCACAAAAUGACAAAUUAUUGGCUGCCAUUGAUUGGCAGAGGAGCUGUGUGCGAAAGUGGAAAAAGUGACCAACAUACUGAGCUCUGAGCUCUGGUGGACGUCACAUAUUGCACAAUAGUCGUUUAAGGAGGCGUGGGCGAGUGGGCGAGUGGGCGGACCCAAGGGACACGCCCCUCCCAGCCAAGUGAAGCGGGACUCUGCGGCGAUCUUAUAUAUGCUGGCAGGGGCGCAUUCCCGGGAUCAGUUACCUCUCAAUCGGCGGCCAAUGGAAAACCUACGAGUGCAGCACCUGCUGGUCCUCGGCCUGAUACUCGGGACUCCAGGAUGCCUGGAAGCUAAGCCGCGAAAGCUCCAUAGAGGAGGCAUGGAGCUGCAGUCGCACUAUUUGAAGGCCAUCGCGGCGCACAGGCGGCUGGAGCGGGUCCUGGAGAAGGAGGAGCUCCUGGCGGUCAUGGCCAUCGGAUUGCUGAACGGAGCUCGCCAGGCAGAGGCCCAGAUGGAGCAGCACCUUGCCGACGGCGUCCGGGAGCUGCUCGAGAAAAUGAACUUCACGGAAAGUAGCCGGAUCGUCUCCCACAUCGACGCCAUCGAGCACCAGAUGGCCCGGGACAGAAGGGCCCUGGACAUACUCACGCGGGCGGUGGACGUCCUCGCCCAAAAAAAGGACGAGCAGGAGUUCCUGGGUCAGCUGCGGGACAUGGCCCAGCAGCAGAGGGAGGAGGAGCUGCUCCAGCAGGAGCUGUCCGCCGACGUCACGGACCAGCCCCACCUGGGCGAGCGAUUGGGCAGACUACGGAGGAACAUCCUCAAACAGGUGCCGCAGAUGAAGCUAGACCUGGACGUGAAGAUAGAGAAGGCUCUGAAGCACUUCCUGGACGAAGCUCCAGAAGACGGGGUCUUGGCCAAGGCCAAGGGAAAGAUGACCCGAAAACGGCAGGCAAACAGGCUGGAUCAGGAUUCCAGGAGGGAGCAGGAUCAGCAGCAGGAGCCAUCGGAACGCCAGGAAAUCCCAGAGGAGAUGAGAAUCAUAAAAUCAAUCUUGUCAGAGGCUCAUGAAUUGCGCUUCCAGGACGACUUCCGGGAGAAUCUGGUGGACCAGCAGGAGCAGCAGCAGAAGCAGAUCCAGGUCCAGGAGAGACGGCCCAAGCCCGAGGACGCCCUGGAAACGGACAUGCCAACCAAAAGUCCCAAUAUUACAGUGAAGCCUAGGAUAAUGAUCAGGCCGGAAAAGCAGGAGGAGGCACCCGGCGGUGCAGGAUCCUCUGAGCUGGAGAACGAGGACGAGGAGGAAGCCGACACAGCCGGAGGAGGUGGCGGUGGAGGGCUAGUGGGGAUCAUAGGAGGCCUGAGCGGUGGCGAAGGUGGAUCAGAUGUGGGAGCCCUCAUUGGUGCUCUUACUGGCGUGGUGUCCACUCUGUUUGGGCCUGGAGGCCUUGAUGUGGAGGGUCUGAUCAAAACUUCCACUUCCCUGAUAGCUGGACUUCUCGCAGGAAACAAGAACUUUGGUCUCGUCCUGGGACAGUACGUAGGCACGGCUCUGGACGGACUCUCAGGAGGAGGAGGAGCUAUUAACAACGGCCAGUUUUUGGGAAACUUCCUGGGAACUGUGAUAGCCGCUCUGAGCGCAGAUCCCGAAGAGGAGGGACCCCCGCAGCCCCUGACCUUCACCAAGAACUUCAUCACCAGCUUCCUGGAGGCGAAGUUCACUCCCAUCUCCGACGACGUUUCCGAGGAGCGGCAUGGCAGUGAGGAGUUGCCACGCCCUCGCAAGAAAAAGGAGGGUGGCGGGUGGGCGGCCACGGCGGCGAGUCACUUCGACUCGGGGGGGUUCGUGAAACAGGUGGCCUCCCACCUGGUGAGCAACGCCCUGGGCCUCCUCCUGAACGCCGGCCUGGGGGCCUCGGGAGGAGCGUCGAGCGCCUCCAAGGGGAUCUUCGCCAGCAGCAGCAGUGCCCACCAUGGCGGAGGAGUUGCGGAGCACCACCACCGCUCCUGGAGCGCCCAGGACCAGGGAGUCCACUACGAAGACGAGCCGUUCUAGCCACUUAGCUCUUAGCAGUUACUUUUUUUUUUUUUUUUGUUUGCUUACUUAAGUUUUUCAAUAAAAUAAAAUGUGGAAAAGCCCAUGACGUAAA
Molecule: messenger RNA, 4521 nt
Organism: Drosophila ananassae
Lineage: Eukaryota; Metazoa; Arthropoda; Insecta; Diptera; Drosophilidae
Exons: 7
Coding region: 2601-4427 (608 amino acids)
Source: RefSeq, a predicted model, not a curated record